This is a messenger RNA of Bombus impatiens (common eastern bumble bee), 356 nucleotides long. RefSeq lists its product as uncharacterized. The record is from RefSeq and is a predicted model, not a curated record. Bases 29 to 280 code for a protein of 83 amino acids. The transcript has a single exon. Lineage: Eukaryota; Metazoa; Arthropoda; Insecta; Hymenoptera; Apidae.
CGGAAAAUUUUGAAAGAUUAUUCGAAUAAUGGAGGUUUGUCGGUGCGGAUGCGAGGCAUCGUCGCAAGAAUCGAUCGAUCCACCGCACGAGCCGUGCUGUUGCUGUAGUUACGAUCCAUUCAGCGACAAAGAAGCAGAAAUCUACGAUCUCUCGUUUGCCUUGAAGAAGCUCACUGUAAUGAAGUGUCAGAUGAAAAAGUGGCGAAUGGAAAGACUUCAACUCGAGAGCGAAAAUAGGUCUUUGAAACAAGCCCUCCAAUCAUUCGGUAUCGAUGUAUGAUAUUUCGUAGAUUAUCCCCUUCUCUUCUUUUUUUCUCCUUUCUGAAUCUCUCCUUCUUAUUCUUUCUCUCUCUCUC